Messenger RNA from Bufo gargarizans (Asiatic toad), 1170 nucleotides. RefSeq names its product coiled-coil domain containing 59 (gene CCDC59). The record is from RefSeq and is a predicted model, not a curated record. Bases 41 to 793 code for a protein of 250 amino acids. Gene Ontology annotation, cellular component: nucleus. Lineage: Eukaryota; Metazoa; Chordata; Amphibia; Anura; Bufonidae. The transcript is spliced from 4 exons.
ACGUCAUUGAUAGUGGACGCCUGGAAGGAGGAGUAGUAACAUGGCGUCCACGAGUAGUGCGUCGUCUGUAUCCCUACAACAUAGAAAGAGAGGCCGAAACGAACAGGGGGCGAUAGGCGGCCGGGGUCCUGGGGGGAAACCUAAGCGGAAAUGGAGACCCAACCAAGACCGGAAGGUGUUUGAGGGCAGCACUAGAGAAGGACAAGGCUUUGCUCUGUGGAGAAAGAAAAAGGUGCAGUCAGAAUAUAAAAAGCUGCUAAGAAAACAAAAGGCAAAUCCUAAAGAAGUCUCCUACAGUGAUCACUACCCUGAACAUCUGAGGCAUCUCUAUGUGGCUGAAGAAGAGAGACUGAAAAGGCAAGAAAAACAGAGGAAACCUGCAACAAAGCCUCCUGAGACCAUAGCGGAGGAGCAGGAAGUAAGUAGUGAACAUCUGAGGCAUCUCUAUGUGGCUGAAGAAGAGACACUGAAAAGGCAAGAAAAACCAAAGAAACCUGAGACAAAGCCUCCUGAGACCAUAGAGGAAGAGCAGAAAGUCAUACCAAAGAAACCAUUUAAGAAGAAAACGUCAAAUCAAAAAGCGAAAGAAGAAUAUGAACGGGUGCAGCGUGAACGUGCAAAGAAGAGAGAAGAAGCAGAGAACAACAGGAAGAAAAGAGAAGAGGCGAUCAAACUCCACAAACAGAAGAGAAUGGAAGCCUAUAAAGUUUUAAGCUCAAAAACAAAGAAAGGACAGCCCAACUUUAAUGUCCACAUGGAGUACUUGCUGAAGAAAAUCCAGAGCAAAUCUUAAUUUAUUACCAGUUCUCAAAGGGGUUGUGCAAGAGUGGGUGUGUAUGUGUAAAAUAUAUAAAAAAAAAGAAUAUAUAUUAUUUUCACACACUCUUGAAGGGAAGCUUACUCCAGGCUUGUGAUGCUCUGCUAGGCUCCCUUGCUGGUUUGUGGCGGAGACUGGAUUGCAUCAUGUGACCAUUUAUUAUGCCGUAAGGGGGUCACCUUCGCAGCCAGUGAUUGGCUGCAGCCAAUUCAAACCAGAUGUUUUAAGCGAGGGAGGCCAACACCCCCCCCCCCAUUCUUGCACAACCCCUUUAUAGCGUGCAUCGUCAGUGGUGCGUUGUGACAUUACAUCCUUUCUUGUGAGAGGCUUUUAAAUAAAAACUUUUAAAAACA